AUGGUAUUUGACACGACGCAUACGGGUGCACCAAACGAAGGGGUGUUUUCAACUACUCAUGAGCAAUUCCUUCAGCAAUUGGGUGAUAAGAUUAGGGCCCAAGACGAUUUGCCGUACGAGUUUAGAGCGUUGGAGGGGAUCCUCAUGUACGCAUUGGCCAAUUUACAAACUGAAAUGAAGGUCCACACAAAUGUGUUGCGAAAUUUGUUGGAGGGAUUAGAAGAAUCACUCGACAAAACAAGAUUACGAUAUUUAUUGAUUCAGUCGAAGAAAAUAUCUCAGUUCCACCAGAAGGCUCAAUUGAUUCGUGAUUUGGUCGACGGGAUCUUAGAAAACGACGACGAGUUGAAUGACUUAUAUCUAACCGAUAUACAUCAGAAUACACCACGUGUGGGAACAAACCAUACAGAGGUGGAGAUCUUAUUAGAAUCGUACUACAACACCUCAGACGAAGUGGUGCAAACGGUUGAAAACUUAAAGUCGCAAAUUAAAACGACCGAGGAAAUCAUUAAUAUUGUGUUGGACUCAAACCGGAACGAAUUAAUGCUCUUGGGGUUGAAAUUCUCCACCGGCUUGUUAUCUAUGGGUAUCGCUUUAUAUGUGGCCGCCGUAUAUGGAAUGAAUUUGGAAAAUUUUAUAGAGGAAACUGAAGGUGGCUUCGAGGUGAUUACGGUUUUGGGUUCCUUGAUGAUGUUGUUCUUGCUUUUCUAUAGCGUAAGACAACUCCACAAGUUGCAAAGGGUAACAAUGACUGGAUUAAUGGGUAAGGAAAGCAAAAUGGCUCCAAAAAUGGACUCUUAA
This is a messenger RNA of Lizanozyma spartinae, 801 nucleotides long. RefSeq lists its product as uncharacterized. Gene Ontology annotation, molecular function: magnesium ion transmembrane transporter activity. Bases 1 to 801 code for a protein of 266 amino acids. The record is from RefSeq and is a predicted model, not a curated record. The transcript has 2 exons. Lineage: Eukaryota; Fungi; Ascomycota; Pichiomycetes; Serinales; Debaryomycetaceae. Gene Ontology annotation, cellular component: mitochondrial inner membrane. Gene Ontology annotation, biological process: mitochondrial magnesium ion transmembrane transport.